UGCCUUGGGUGAAUGUCAGAAGGGACUCACGAAAUAGCAAGAACGACACUAAAUUUAGUUAUUAACAAUUUAUUGGAAUUUUCACGGUUUUAUUAGACCUCUAAGGUUCUAAACAAUGAGUUCUAAGGACAAAGAAUUAUCUAAAUCCAAAUUCAAGUCAUUCCUAAAGAAUGCAAAAAAUCCAGCAGGAACAACUUUAAGGCCAGAAACUGAGAGGGAAUUGCGACCAGAACAACCAGUGGCUCAACGUUGCAAAAUACUCAAAGACCUAAGUGAGCAAUUGCAGUCUCUCAAUCUCGAGGAGACUGCCAUUGUUAAGCUAUGGGACACAACCAAAGAUCUCUUGGUUCCCACCAAAUCACCCGAAUGUCGUCAGACUGCCUUAACAUUUUACAAAAGACUUAUCUAUACGCAGUACAAAAAUUUGACGUACAUGAGAGAACAAUUCUUUUUGGUCAUACAAAAUCAUGAGGUGGCUGAUGAUUUGAAACAUCGUAUCGAGCUGUUGGAUACGCUGACGGAAAAUGGCAAAGAUAUCAAAAAUUUGGAGGAGAAGAUUGGUAGUUUUAUGCUGAUGUGGCUACCGGCUAUACAUCAAGCCAAUUUGUUGCGCCCCUAUUUGGAAAUGUUGGGAAAUUUGAUAAAAUUUAAUGCUGCUCAUUUGGAUAAUGAUAUAAUCAUUGGAAUAGUUCAAAAUGCCUGCAAUCUCAGUUGCACUGUUUCGGAUGAAGACAUUGGUUUGCAGUGUCUGAUUAUUCUUGAAAUGGUUAUUGGCUAUACAAUAUUUCCCAGCGAUCCCUUGCCCCAAUUUGUUUUCACAUUGUGUCGAACAGUUAAUGUAGCUCCAUAUUGUAGUACUUCAUGGAAGAUUAUGAAAAACCUUUUGGGCACUGAACUUGGCUAUCAUUCUAUGAAAAUGAUGUGCAAUAUCUUAAAUGAUCGUUCUCUCUAUGAAGAUGAGUAUUUACUGAGAGGUGCUGUAUUCCAUUUGACUAUGAAUAUAUUUGGAGUACCCAUGGUAUUUCAAGUGUCACCAUUAUUUUAUGCCUCCAUGGUGUUGAAUAGUUUUUUAAGGGCUCUGGACAGUCGCCAUCUAUGUGUCACCUAUGAAGUUAUAGUAGGGAUUUAUAUUUUGAUUGGAAAAUAUAAAUCCGAACUACCCGAAAUCAUUUGGGAUCGUAUAUGUGAUAUAAUGUCAGCUGUAGAAAGUAACAUGGAAGUUUAUGGCAAAGUUUCUGGCGACACUGAGGGCGUCACCCAUCUCAAAAAUCAUUUCCACGAAAAUAUCAACUGCAUUGAAAAGCUGCUGCAAGAUGAAAAAACCAAAAUUCUUGCCAAUUAUGAUCGUAUUUAUGAUCUCAUAGAGCGCGUGGCCGAGAGCCGUCCCGAAUCUUCUGUGUUAAUGUUGAUCGACUAUCGCUCUUCGAAAAUUACAGCCACACGUCCGGAAUGGCUGCAGUUAUUGAACUCAUUUGUUCAGCGUUUCUAUAAAAUGUCCAGUACACCCAUACGCAUAAAAGUCAUCCAAAGUUUGGUGAAUAUAAUGGAUUUGAAUCGUUCCUGUUAUGAGGAGGAGAUUUUGGAGCGAGUGGUGUUGCCUUUGUUUUCGCAAGUUUGCAAUGAAACAGAUGUGCAGUUAAGAUGUACUGUGGCCAAUGCUUUGAUCGAAUUCGCCCGUCACUGUGAUACUAAACGCUGUGGUGAACUUUUAGAUUUGCUAGAGAAAAUCAUUAAUCGUCCUUACGAACAAUUUAAACUUAAUGGUCAGGAGAUUAAAAGCGAGCAGGAUAUACAAGAUGUGGUGGCCGCGGUGGAUGGUCUUAUCGAAGUAUUUUUGGUGAAAUUGUAUCGCUUGCCCUCAUGCCAUGCCAUUAAGAUAUUCAAUAUAUUGGUGGCUCACUUGGAGCAGAAUUAUAAUACACCAAAGGUUUUCGAACAGGCCAAUAUUGUGCGAUACAAGAUAUUCUCCUGGAUGUUAAAGGCUCGUGCCAAUGCCUUGUACCACAUAGGCUAUCCCGAUCCCUUAAAUAAUGACAACAUUAAGUACAGCUAUUAUCUGGGCAUAGAUUCCAGCCUUCCUGCUGCCCAUGAAAUAUCCACCCUUCAUCAUCAGCAACGCCAUCAAUUGAUGACACAACUCUCGGCCCAUGAUGCCAGUGUACCAAAUCCACAUUUUACCACCAUAUCCAUAAAGAGGGCUUGCGAAAUGAUUGUUAAAUGUUUGGAUAAGGACAGAGAUUAUCAAAUUUUCCAAUUGGUUAUCAAGGAGCUGCCUAAAAUAAUGCAAAAUAAAGCUUUGAUACAGGGCAAUGAUAUCGAAUCAUUAGCUGCUGCCUUAUUUAAAAUUAUCUUCGAAAGUAAUAAAACCCUGCAUGUCACCUACAAGUCUAGUAUCGAUGAGCUAAAUUCAUUGGUAUUGCCAGCCAUAGCUUCAUUGGUUAUUUAUCAUAAAUUUAUACAGCCUUCGAAUCAAUAUAAAAUCAUUGAUGUUCUCAAAAUGGGCAUACUAUCGGGCAUAGCUAAUAUUUGUAUCAAUACCAUGACAACCAUCAUAUUGGAAAUGCCAGAGGCCUUAAUGCGCAAAUUGCCAGAUAUUUUAUUGCAAAUGUCAAAGAUGUCCGAUAAACCUACAGUGUCAAUAUCUGUUUUGGAAUUUUUAUCUAUUUUGAGUCGUUUGCCCAAUGAUUUGUUUACCAAUUUCACACCACGUCAAUAUAUGUAUGUCUUUGCAAUUUCCUUAGCUUAUACCAAACCUCAUCGCUAUGAUCAUUAUACGGUGUCUUUGGCUCAUCAUGUAAUAGCCGGUUGGUUUCUGAAAUGUAAAUUGGAAUUGCGUAAAAAUUGUGUUAAAUAUAUAAUAUCGAGCAUUCAAUCCAAUGCCAGCAUGUUGUAUGAGGACAUUAAUAAAUUAUCGCGCAAUAUACCGCGUCAAGACUUGAACAGCCUGAAUGAAGACUCGUCGAAUCGUAAACGCAGCACAAGUUUAACCGAACGUGGUAGCCGCAAUACCUCAGCUAUGGGACGCAAUGAUUCGGAGAUGCGUCCCCUACUAAAUGCCAGCUUGAAAUCAUUUCAUGCUGAAUUGGCUGAGACUUGUAUUGAUUUUCUGGCUAGGCAUACCUUCUCUCCCUGCUCGGCAUUGCCCAAACGCCUUCCUGCUGUAGAACAUCUACUCAAAGAUGGUCAUUCACAAACCUGGCUGGUGGGACAUAAUUUAGUAACCAUCACUACUUCGGGGUGCCCUUCGGUUCCAACUCGCACUGGUCUAUGUGAUAGAUGCUCUCAAUUGGGUAAAGCUUAUACUCUAAGCCCCAAGGCCAGCACCGAUACUAAUCCCGGCACUAGCCCUCUCUCACCGGAAAUCAAUCAGCCAAUCCAGGCAGUGGCACCAACGUACGAACAUCGCUAUACUAAAGUUUCACUGCAACACAGUAGUGGAAAUGAGUCGGCAGGCAGUACAGAUUUGACUUCAUCAUCUUCCUCCACUUCGCACACUACUCAAAGACAAACUUCUAACAGUUCUACAGCUUCUUUGGAGGCUUUAUCCCGCAGAGGAUCGAAUCCAGAGGCUGGGAGCACCGACUUGGGCGUGGGCGGCAGUUGUGCAUCUCUGCUGGGCAAUUCAUUGUCUUCGUCCAGUAUUUGUGCUUCGCCAGUAUGCGUGCGUUCCUGCACUGCUUGGGCAGAGAUCUUCAUUCGUCGCCCCACUGGAAAUAUAUCAUGGAUAACCCGCAUACAAAAUCCCAUUUCCAAUGAAUGUUUUGGCUAUGAUGUACCCUUUAGCAGUAUGGUCUCUCUAUUCUUGCCCACUUCCCAGGGUGGUGUCUUUGGACCCGACUUUCUACAAGUGGAAAAUUUGAUGGACAUGAAUAUAAGCGCAGAGAUUAAAGAACCAACUCCCAUUCCUGUGGAAAUUCCAAAACAGGAAGUGAUUGUUAAUAAACCUUUGGAAGAGACUCGUACCAGAUCGACUUCCAAGACAAGACCCUUGCUAAGGCAAGAGGAGAUCUCAUCGUCGGCGGUGACGGUAGCAGCAGCCGCUGGAACCGCUGCCAUAGAUAUUCCCAAGAAAACCUCUUCUGGAAAACGAGGCAAGGAGGCUCUCUGCAGCAGUGUGAGUGAUGGCGAAGCUGAUGAGGACUAUGUUAACAUAGAAGGAGAAGAAAUGCGCGCUCGCAAGCCGGUGCGUAGAGUUAAUUCAAGUCCUGAAAUGAGCUCCAGUUGGCGUAAUACAUUCUUGGCCAAUAAACCGGCACCUUUGGCCCAAGAACCCACAGAGCCAGUCGAGUGUACGUUGGAUGCAAACCAACCACAACAACAACAGCAGCAGUUGCAACAGAAAAAGAAGGCGGUACAAUACAGUAAAGUUAGUUGCGAAGCUAUUCCCGAAGAGAUUGCAGGCUCCACACCGCCUCAGAAUUUGGAAGCAAGUGAUACCACGCUUAAAGCUCCAGAGUCGGGAACUUUGCCACCAAAACAACUAUCUGCAGAUGAUGUUAGUCAAAAGUCCCCCAUUGGCCAUAUACCAGUUCAACAAUCGACGUCAUCAACAUCACUAAAGUCAGGCGGCGCUGUAACUAAUCCCGAUGACAAGGUGGUAAACAAACCUCCUCUAUCCCCAGCACCACAACACUCCCCGCGUAUGGAAAAAGGCCAUGCUCCGGCUGUAAAAUCUACCUCAUUUGGCGCCCAUCAAGGGCUGGCCAAAUCCAGCAGUGGUGGUAAUAGUGUAAACAUGGGCUCCUCCGCUUCUGGAGUAAGUAACCAGAACAACGACUACAAUGGCGAAAUGCGUGGUCGUUCAAAAACCAUUUCGGUAGUGCGAGAGGUUAAUAAUGGCAAGUCAAGGCCUACAGCGAACUCCUUCUCUAGAUUUGGCAAUAGUAAGCCCCAACUGAAUUCAAAACUUUGCAUAAAUCCCAGUUUUGUCUUUAUGCAACUCUAUCACACCGGCCAUGCACAAGUGACGGAUACACCCAUUAAAGUACCGCCGGAGCAAAUGAGUGCGAUUACUUUGCUGGAUUUGGCGCCACCAUUUGAGACGCAUAAGAUAGGUGUUUUGUAUGUGGGCCAAGGUCAGUGUAACAAUGUUGUGGAAAUACUGCGCAAUUCUCAUGGUAGCACACGCUAUGUGGAAUUCUUAAGGGGGAUGGGAACUCUGGUCAGUUUGAAGGAGGCUGCACAAAACAAUUUGUUUAUAACAUUGGACACAGGUGGUGCGGAUGGAAAAUUUACCUAUGUAUGGAAAGAUGAUAUUGUACAGGUUACUUUCCAUGUGGCCACUUUGAUGCCUACAAAAUUGACCAGCGAUCCAAAUUGCAACGAGAAGAAGAAGCAUAUUGGCAAUGAUUAUGUAAACAUCAUUUAUAACGAAAGUGGGGAGGAAUACAAUCUCAAUACAAUAUCGGGUCAAUUCAACUAUGCCUGCGUGAUUGUGGAACCUUUGGAGUUGAAUACCAAUCGAAUUUAUGUAAAAGUUCGCCCCGAAAUAGCAACAUUUGUUUAUCACCCAGGACCGAAAAUUGUUUCCGAUAAAAGUGCCCCUUUAUUGGCCAGACAACUGGCUUUGCAUGCAAAUUUGGCCUCCAAUGUCUAUCAAAGUUUAAAAACAAAAAAUCCUUAUGCUUCCAAUUGGUUGGAAAGAUUGCGUAGCAUUAAGCGUUUGAGGGCAAAGCUUCUGGAAAACCAAGCUCAAGGAGGUGCCACAGCCGCCAAUGCCGAUAUUGAUGAUCGUUCGGCUGAGGCUUUAAAUAAACAAAACACAAAUCGUGACUUUACAAAAUACACCUAAAAUUUGAGAAAAUAUUAAAAAAAAGCAUAAAAACGACAUUUUUUUUUUGUAAAAACAACUAUAAUAUUACAAUAUAAAAAAUUUCGUAUAACAUGGUAAAGAAUUGAAUUCUUUAGCAAUUACUUUUGCGUUUAGUAGCUGGGCUUAUUACGUUCAUCAAUGAUACAUUUAAGAAUUUAUAUAUGUAGCUUUAGUGAAAAACAAUGAACAACAAAUGAUCGAAGUACGAAAACUUGAGAAAUAUUUAAAUAUCUAUAUUAUCCAAAAUAAACGCUUUGUAGCUUUUUUAAAAAAAUUAA
Messenger RNA from Stomoxys calcitrans (stable fly), 6090 nucleotides. RefSeq names its product tuberin (gene gig). Gene Ontology annotation, molecular function: GTPase activator activity. Gene Ontology annotation, biological process: negative regulation of phosphatidylinositol 3-kinase/protein kinase B signal transduction; negative regulation of TOR signaling; negative regulation of insulin receptor signaling pathway. Gene Ontology annotation, cellular component: nucleus; cytoplasm; TSC1-TSC2 complex. The record is from RefSeq and is a predicted model, not a curated record. The transcript has 16 exons. Lineage: Eukaryota; Metazoa; Arthropoda; Insecta; Diptera; Muscidae. The coding region runs from base 116 to 5791 and encodes 1891 amino acids.